Molecule: messenger RNA, 3179 nt
Organism: Ipomoea triloba (trilobed morning glory)
Lineage: Eukaryota; Viridiplantae; Streptophyta; Magnoliopsida; Solanales; Convolvulaceae
Product: bifunctional aspartokinase/homoserine dehydrogenase 1, chloroplastic-like
Exons: 18
Coding region: 119-2887 (922 amino acids)
Biological process (GO): aspartate family amino acid biosynthetic process; L-homoserine biosynthetic process
Molecular function (GO): aspartate kinase activity; homoserine dehydrogenase activity; NADP binding
Source: RefSeq, a predicted model, not a curated record
UGAAUCCUCUCUCUCGCCCCCAUAGUUUCAACUUUCACGGCUGCCGCCAAUUCUUCCGUGUCAAGCCGCUACCCACCUGGGGCUCUGCAAACACUUGAGUUGCACUGCAGAGCCUACAAUGGCGUUCUCGUCCUCGAUUUCUCCGUGCAAGCUCUCCUCUAAGCCACUGUUGGGAGCCGCCAAUGUCCCGCCUAAAACUAAGAAGAUGCCCCCCGCCGACAUGCACAAGAUCUGCCCUUUCUCUGCUCUCCCCCGCUCUGCUUUCUCUAAACUUGAAUUUAAUACCCAUGGGGGAAGAAGAGAAUUAUCAAGUUUCAGCAUAUAUUCUGCUAUUAUUAGCCCAGAGCGCACUGCUGAUGAAACUAUAGAGAAAAUUCAGCUUCCAAAGGGUGAUAGUUGGAGUGUACAUAAAUUUGGCGGUACCUGUGUGGGAAACUCAGAGAGGAUCCGCAAUGUUGCAAACGUUAUUGUUAAAGACCAAUCAGAAAGAAAGCUGGUUGUUGUGUCUGCAAUGUCAAAAGUGACGGAUAUGAUGUAUGAUCUGAUUUAUAAAGCAGAGUCCAGAGAUGACUCAUAUAUAACUGCAUUAGAUGCUGUUCUUGAAAAAUAUAAGUUAACAGCAGUAGAUCUGCUAGAUGGAGAUGAGCUUGCUAGUUUUUUAUCUAAGCUCCAAGGUGACAUCAAAAACCUCAAAGCUAUGCUCCGUGCAAUAUACAUUGCUGGUCAUGCAACAGAAUCUUUUUCAGCUUUUGUUGUAGGCCAUGGGGAAUUGUGGUCGGCUCAUUUAUUGUCAUGUGUUGUUAGAAAGAAUGGAGUGGACUGCAAAUGGAUGGACACUAGGGAGGUCCUUAUUGUGAAUCCUUCUGGUGCUAAUCAAGUUGAUCCUGAUUAUUUGGAGUCACAAGAAAGACUUGAGAAAUGGUACUCUAGGAAUCCAUCUAAAACAAUCAUUGCAACUGGCUUUAUAGCCAGCACUGCUCAGAACAUCCCUACAACUCUGAAAAGGGAUGGUAGUGACUUUUCUGCUGCUAUUAUGGGUGCUCUAUUUAAAGCACGCCAAGUAACUAUCUGGACAGAUGUUGAUGGUGUAUAUAGUGCAGACCCAAGAAAAGUUAAUGAGGCAGUGAUACUGAAGAAAUUAUCUUAUCAAGAAGCUUGGGAAAUGUCAUACUUUGGUGCCAAUGUCUUGCAUCCUCGGACAAUUGUUCCAGUUAUGCAAUAUGAUAUUCCGAUUGUUAUAAAAAAUAUCUUUAACCUUUCUGCUCCUGGAACAAUGAUCUGUCGGUCUAAUGAGACUGAGUUUGAAGAUGGAGAGAAACCAGAAUCCCUUGUCAAAGGAUUUGCAACAAUAGACAAUGUGGCACUAGUGAAUGUUGAAGGAACUGGAAUGGUUGGUGUCCCUGGUACAGCUAGUGCAAUUUUUAAUGCUGUUAAAGAUGUUGGAGCUAAUGUAAUCAUGAUAUCUCAGGCUAGUAGUGAGCAUUCUGUAUGUUUUGCCGUGCCUGAAAAGGAAGUUAAAGCUGUUGCUGAAGUUUUAGAGUCUAGAUUUAAGCAAGCAUUGGGUGUUGGGCGAAUCUCUCAGAUUGCAGUUAUACCAAACUGUAGCAUUUUGGCAGCUGUUGGCCAGAAAAUGGCAAGUACCCCUGGAGUCAGUUGUACUCUUUUCUCCGCACUUGCAAAGGCUAACAUCAAUAUCCGUGCUAUAGCUCAAGGUUGCUCAGAGUACAAUAUUACAGUAGUUAUAAAGCGAGAAGACUGUGUGAAGGCUUUACAUGCUGUGCACUCAAGAUUUUAUUUGUCAAGAACCUCAAUUGCGGUGGGCAUUAUUGGACCUGGGUUGAUCGGUGGUACUCUGCUUAACCAGUUCAAGGACCAGACUGCUGUCCUAAAGGAAAAAUUUAACAUUGAUUUGCGUGUUUUGGGUAUCAUUGGACUGAAUACAAUGCUAUUGAGUGAGAAGGGUAUAGACUUGUCAAGUUGGACUGACCUGCUAAAGGAAGGGGAAAAGCCUGACUUAGAGAAGUUCGUUCAGCAUGUGAGUGAAAAUCACUUCAUACCAAAUACUGUUUUGGUAGACUGUACAGCAGACCCUUACAUUGCAAGCCACUACUAUGAGUGGUUGCAUAGAGGAAUACAUGUGAUCACGCCUAAUAAAAAAGCAAAUUCAGGACCCCUUGAUAAGUACUUGAAGCUGAGAGAUUUGCAACGCCAAUCAUAUACACAUUACUUUUAUGAGGCCACUGUUGGAGCAGGUCUUCCAAUUAUUAGCACCUUACGUGGCCUGCUGGAAACUGGGGACAAGAUAUUGAAGAUUGAGGGCAUAUUCAGUGGAACUCUUAGCUACAUAUUCACCAACUUCAUUGGGGAACGAGCUUUCAGUGAGGUGGUGAAGGAGGCAAAAGACGCGGGUUUUACAGAACCAGACCCAAGGGAUGACUUGUCUGGAACAGAUGUUGGCAGAAAGGUUGUAAUUCUAGCUAGAGAAUGUGGUUUGAAGCUAGAACUUUCUGAUUUACCUGUUCAGAGCCUUGUUCCAGAAAAAUUACAGGCUAGUGCAUCAGCUGAGGACUUUAUGCAGCAGCUGCCAAAAUUUGAUCAAUACAUGACUAAACAAAGAAUGGAAGCUGAAAAUGCAGGGGAGGUUUUGAGAUAUGUCGGGAUAGUGGACGUGGCCAACGAAAGAGGGAGCGUAGAACUGCAAAGAUACAAGAAAGACCACCCAUUCGCUCAACUCUCAGGGUCUGAUAACAUCAUUGCAUUCACAACCGAAAGGUACUCCAAGCAGCCUCUGAUCGUACGCGGCCCUGGAGCCGGUGCUGAAGUUACUGCCGGUGGGGUGUUCAAUGACAUUCUGCGACUCGCCUCCUAUCUUGGUGCUCCCUCAUAACUCAUAGGUUCAGGGAGCUGGUGGUGUGUUUUUCGUGGCGUUUUAGCCUUAAAUUUGCAGGGCAUAGCAGCAUUUGUAGUGACUAGCUUAGUGAGUGGUUAGCUGAGCCUCUGAGUUGUGCUAAUAAUGUGUGCCUUUUCAGUAGCUCCUCUUGUUUUCUUUUUCUGCAAACUAUUAUCUUUCUAUGUUCUGUAAGAACUAUCUUCAGUUCCCAUAAAUUUCAUGCGAUUGGGCAUGUGCAAAAUUUGUAGGCAUUGGGUUAAUUAUAUUAGAGCAUUAGAAUUUUUCUUUA